Messenger RNA from Parasteatoda tepidariorum (common house spider), 2827 nucleotides. NCBI's taxonomy places the organism in Eukaryota, Metazoa, Arthropoda, Arachnida, Araneae, Theridiidae. The record is from RefSeq and is a predicted model, not a curated record.
UUCAAGGUUUCCAUAAAAUUGAACCGAGGGACAUUAAAUCGAAUGUGAAGGGAACGCCUUUCCUUUUCUCUCUGGUCCCUUUUGGAACAUUUCCAAACGAUCACGAGAAUAAAAACAAAACAAAAGAAUAUGGUAAUAUAAUAAAAAAAAAUGACCAUCGGGCAGCUGAUCGACUAGGACUGGGAGGGUGGGUUUGGGUAUUGGAAGCAUUCUAAUCAGCUUGGAAAGGCAUUUCGAGCAGUGUGUAUUGAGAAACCGGGCAAUGCGGUGUUUGUCGCCUGCUCGUCGUCAGGCAAACUCAAUCUUUUAUGUAGAAAAGAAAGUGCCGGACACUCGGACAACACCAGCAUGGAAAGAGGCCUCUCAUUCCGUUCGAUGGGAGGAAUUUGUAGCCCACAGUGCCAGUGUGACAUGUCUUGCCCUCGGUCGAAAAUCUGGAAGAGUUAUGGUCACAGGAGGAGAAGACAAAAAAGUAAACUUAUGGGCAGUUGGCAAAUCAAAUUGCAUAAUGAGCCUAAGUGGUCAUACUGCUCCUAUAGAAUGUGUAAAAUUUGGCCAAUGCGAAGACAUCGUCUGCGCAGGUUCUACAAACGGUGCCUUAAAAAUCUGGGAUCUUGAAGCUGCCAAAAUUUUAAGGACUCUUUUGGGACACAAAGGAAACGUCAAAUGUGUUGACUUUCAUCCGUAUGGGGAUUUCAUAGCUUCCGGGUCUUCUGACAGCAGUAUUAAACUUUGGGAUAAAAGAAGAAAAGGAAGCAUAUUCACUUACAAGGGUCAUCCGAAGUCCGUAAAUUCUUUGAAAUUCAGUCCUGAUGGGCGCUGGAUCGCAUCAGGUUGUGAAGAUGGUCUGAUAAAGGUAAUUAUGCAAAAAAUUAAAUUACACUCACCGUGUUUAAAUUGCAAGAAGUCUAAAAAUGGUAUUUGGUGCGUAAAGUUCUGGGACUUAGAAAAUUACAGACUUGUGUCAAGCACGGAUGGGGACUCUGGUCCAGUACAGAAAAUAUAUUUCAGUCCAAAUGGCGCGUGCUUAUUUAGUGGUGCCCAAGACAUUCUGAAAGUGUAUGCGUGGGAGCCAAUUCGAACAUUAGACACUCUAGUCAUGGGAUGGGGACAAGUAUCCGACAUAUCAUCAUCCGAGAGUCAAUUGAUUGUUGGAGCAUUUAGUCUUACAAAUGUUUCAGUGUAUAUAAUGGACCUAAAAAAAGUACAACUCUUUGAUUCUUGGAAUAAACAGCAAACAUCUUGCAUUGUUCCUACGUUAUCAAAUGAUAGUGCGUUUGAAGACAUUGUCACGGAUUACGAAGAUGAAUCUUCACAGUUUAUUGAAAGAAUUGAUUUCUUAGACAACUGUCCUUCAAAUGUAGAGAAUGCUGAUCUAUCAAAAACACGAGUUAUAAGUGUAGAUCUUUCGACAUUUCUCCCACCUUUGGAAGAUCCUGUGACAACUCUUCAAAAUGACUUCGGCUCAAAAAACUCUCUCAACUGCACAUACAAAAUUGCGAAUGUUGAAGGAAAACCAACCUUGCUAGCUUUACCAAUGGCAGUAGCUCAUCCUUAUAACUAUGAGAAAGAUAAAAUACACCAAAACUCUACAGAAAUUUUAGUCGAGCAGGACUCACAACCAGCCAUCAAAAAUGAGUGUGUGCAAUUCCCAAAUCUUAAUAAGACAUCUGACUUUGAAGUUUUCCCUUCUGUGAGAAACAAGCCAUUUGGAAUAGAACUAGAUGAUUUCUUACCUGUAAAUGCUGAUCUAUCAAAAACACGAGUUAUAAGUGUAGAUCUUUCGACAUUUCUCCCACCUUUGGAAGAUCCGGUGACAACUCUUCAAAAUGACUUCGGCUCAAAAAACUCUCUCAACUGCACAUACAAAAUUGCGAAUGUUGAAGGAAAACCAACCUUGCUAGCUUUACCAAUGGCAGUAGCUCAUCCUUAUAACUAUGAGAAAGAUAAAAUACACCAAAACUCUACAGAAAUUUUAGUCGAGCAGGACUCACAACCAGCCAUCAAAAAUGAGUGUGUGCAAUUCCCAAAUCUUAAUAAGACAUCUGACUUUGAAGUUUUCCCUUCUGUGAGAAACAAGCCAUUUGGAAUAGAACUAGAUGAUUUCUUACCUAGAAGUUUGUUGCAGCCCACUAAAGGUAGUUAUAACUCAUUAGAAAUAUCCGAUGCAGAGGCCAUAUCAUCCAUAUAUAGAGGGCAUGAUUCUAUGGUGAAAGUAUUGGGACAUCGUAAAAUAUACUUGCAAACAGUUUUGAGGACGUGGAGGACUGAAGGCUCAGUAGCUAGUUUGACGUCUGCUGUACAUAUAAGUGACUCUGCUGUCCUUGUAGAUAUUCUUACCUUGCUUGUUACAAAACCAACUGCCUGGACGUUAGAUAUUUGCCAACUUCUUUUGCCAGUAAUCUGUGACUUGUUGAAAAGCAAAUAUGAAACAUAUAUCGUUAUUGGGUGCAUGUCUUUGAAAUUAAUAGUGAAGAAUUUUGCUCAGGUCAUAAAGUUCAAUAUGUCUUCUCAUAAAGGUAUAGGAAUUGACAUAUCACGAGAAGAGAGACAUAAGAAAUGUCGAGUAUGCUUCAACCACUUAAUGUCUUUGAGAUCUUUGGUACUUCAGAGGCAAUCAACGGAGGGACCCAUUGGAAAAUUAUUUACGGAACUAUAUGAGCUACUUAAAGUACUAGAACGAUAAAUUAAUUAAUUUUGAACAGAGAGGAACUAAUUCAAGUGUAAUUGUGAGAUAUAUUUGUAAUACAAGUUUUUAAUGGUACUCUAUUGAAAGUAAAAUUAUACUUGAUAUGUUGUUUUUAUAAUAAAACGAAUGUCUAGCAUG